AUGGAAUUUAAUGGAGCUUGUUUGAUUGCAAUUUUAGUGGUACUCAGUAGUGUUGGCACAAUCUACGCAUUUGAUCCUGAUAUUCUCACCGAUUUCGUUGUUCUGGUUGGACAGAGUUUCUUCACUUCCAUGGGAUUCCGAGAUGUGCUAAAAAAUAAUUUAACAGGGCAAACAGCAGUAAAAGUGAUGAAGUUCCCGGCAGGUGGACUGAACCCUCCUCACACUCAUCCCCGUGAUUCAGAACAUCUGUUUCUUGUGGACGAAUCUCUCCUUAUUGGAGUUGUAGACACCACGGGAAAGUUGUUCAUGCAGACCCUCACUAAAGGGGAUUUAUUUGUGUUUCCAAAAGGACUCUUCCAUUACCAACUGAACACGGAUGCUGACAACGAGGCCUUGGCUGUUUCUGCAUUUGGAAGCGCCAAUGCAGGCACCGUGUUAAUCCCUUCUACUCUCUUCACAACCAGUAUCCCCGACGAUGUUCUGGCCAAAUCAUUUAAGAUAAACACACAGACUAUCGAGCUGCUCAAGGGUGGCCUUUAA
Molecule: messenger RNA, 540 nt
Organism: Cryptomeria japonica (Japanese cedar)
Lineage: Eukaryota; Viridiplantae; Streptophyta; Pinopsida; Cupressales; Cupressaceae
Product: germin-like protein 9-3
Exons: 2
Coding region: 1-540 (179 amino acids)
Cellular component (GO): cell wall
Molecular function (GO): manganese ion binding
Source: RefSeq, a predicted model, not a curated record